AUGUCCUGGGCACAGGGGUCCACAUCUGGGAUUCUGAUUUCCAAGACAAAUGUCACGGCCAGCUGUCGCCAUAUCUCCGGAGUCAUGACCCUCCUGGGUUUGGUCCUUGCUCUGGCUACAGCAGGAGGAAGCCUGCUGCUCACAACUGCUGGCCAAGGUUUGCGGGCAGCAGCUGUGGUCACCAGCAUUGUGACCCAGAUGUUGGAAAACUCACAAUCAAAAGGCCUCUGCUCAGGCGGGCAUCCGGGUGCCCAUUGGAAGGACAUCCACGCCCUCCAAGUAGCCAGAGCCGAGCCCCACUCAGUCACUGCUGCCGAAAUUCUCCUGACCCAGGGCCGCAUUGCAGCCAGGAGCAGCAGGCAGGUGCAGAAGGCUUUCUGGGGCACAAGCCAGGCAGCUCCGAAGGAGGAGUGGAGACAAGUGAAGCAUGGAGCAAAGGCAGCGCUUGCAGAGGAGCUAGCCCAGGUGCAGGAGCUGACGGAGUCACGGAGGCCGCUCGCCCAGUUCUAA
Fukomys damarensis (Damara mole-rat) is the source of this 510-nucleotide messenger RNA. Its product is annotated as apolipoprotein L6. The record is from RefSeq and is a predicted model, not a curated record. Gene Ontology annotation, biological process: lipoprotein metabolic process; lipid transport. NCBI's taxonomy places the organism in Eukaryota, Metazoa, Chordata, Mammalia, Rodentia, Bathyergidae. Gene Ontology annotation, cellular component: membrane; extracellular region. Gene Ontology annotation, molecular function: lipid binding.